AUGGCCCAAGCGGCACUGCGGGCUAAGAUCCAGAAUGGAGAUGUUCAAGAUGUUCUGAUAGGGAAUGUCCUCGCGGAGCUGGGCUUUGCAAAGACUGGUAGAAUGGCAAUCUUACACGCUGGUUUUCCGACAUCAACGACGUUUCACACCGUUAAUCGCCAGUGCUCGAGUAGUCUUCAGGCUCUAACUCACAUGGCCCAUGCCAUCCAAGCGGGUCAGAUUGAUGUUGCUCUCGCUGGAGGUGUCGAAAGCAUGUCGAAGAACUAUCAGUCUCGUGGAAUACCCCAAGACGUGGGUCCAACUCUGCGCAACACCAAGGACAAAGCAGCUGCGGACUGUCUCAUGCCUAUGGGCAUUACAUCGGAGAAUGUGGCUAAGAGAUAUGGAGUUGAUCGCAAAAUGCAAGACGACUACGCGCUGCUGAGUCACACUCGUGCAAAUGAUGCACUUGCUGCUGGUAGGUUUGAGGAGGAGAUAGUACCGAUUGAGUAUACGGCAUAUAAUAGCGAGACUGGGGAGACUUCACAGGUUCGGGUUGCUGCAGAUGACACUAUCCGGCCAAACGUGACUCUAGAGAAGUUGGCCAAGAUUAAACCAGCUUUUCUGGAGGAUGGUGGGAGCACCGCUGGAAACUCCCCACUUGCUUUUGAGGUCUUGCUGAUCACUGCACACAGGUCCCAGAUAUCUGACGGCGCAUCAGCAGCCAUCCUAGCUCGCCGCUCAUGGGCAACCGAUCGCGGCCUAAAACCAAUAGCUCGAUUCCUCGGAACCCAAGUCGCAGGCUGCGAGCCCGACGAAAUGGGCAUGGGACCAAUCUAUGCCAUUCCACGGCUGUACAAGCAUGUCGGUAUAGAGCAGAAAGACGUUGAUGUUAUUGAACUCAAUGAAGCGUUUGCGAGUCAGACUCUGGCGUGCAUUAAUAAACUUGGCUUGGAUGUCGAUAGUGUUAAUCCGAAUGGUGGUGCUAUUGCUAUUGGGCAUCCGACUGGAGCUACUGGGACGAGGCAGCUUGCGACGCUGAUUGCGGAGCUUGGGAGACGGGAGGAGGAGAUUGGUGUUAUUAGCAUGUGUGCUAGUACUGGGAUUGGUGUUGCGUCCGCUAUAAUCAUGGAGUAG
Fusarium musae is the source of this 1116-nucleotide messenger RNA. RefSeq lists its product as uncharacterized. Gene Ontology annotation, cellular component: peroxisome. Bases 1 to 1116 code for a protein of 371 amino acids. The transcript is spliced from 3 exons. NCBI's taxonomy places the organism in Eukaryota, Fungi, Ascomycota, Sordariomycetes, Hypocreales, Nectriaceae. Gene Ontology annotation, molecular function: acetyl-CoA C-acyltransferase activity. The record is from RefSeq and is a predicted model, not a curated record. Gene Ontology annotation, biological process: fatty acid beta-oxidation; phenylacetate catabolic process.